AUGGAUCAAGAGGUAGGCGCCGUGGGCCAUGAUGUCCAGGUCGUCGAUCCUGACGUGCGCGGCUAUGUGUAUAGCCUAGUCACGGCCCUGGGAGGAUUCAAUGGCGAAGAUGCCGACAAAUACGUCCUGGGAGACGACGCAUUAGCAUGUCUGCGCGACAUCAAGCGGUGGCUGAAGCUGUACGACGAAAAGAACAACCGCAUGGACGUGGUUCGAUGUCUCGGCGAAGCCAACCUGGUGAACGGGGACAUCCUGCCAAUUCUGUCGGUGUGGUGGGCAAAUGGACAGAAGAGCAAGCAUAUGACUCGGAUUGCACUGGCAUGCUUGGAGCUCCUCGUCCCCUUGACCUGGCCGGUCGAAUUUCACAACCAGAUGACCGUCAAUCACCACCGCCACACACCAUAUUUGCAGCAGGUGCAAGUGCAGUACAAACGAGGUCUUCUCAAAUAUGGCGGAUCGAGUCUUCUGCGCGCCGUGAUUCGGAUUGCUCUUCCCAGCAUGGCGAUAGCCCGAUCAGAACGAACAAGCCGAGACGAAGGAAUCCUGAAAUUGAUGCUCUACCUUCUACGGAAUGUCGCCAUUAUAUCUCCCAAUACACGGCUUGCAGCAGAGGGUGACGAGGAGGAGACAUCCCGAUCAUCCACCAUCAAUGCUUUCCAGGACCAGGACGCGUUUGCUCUGCUUCUGACCAUGUGCUCCAAUGUUGGAGAUGAUUUCAACUUGCAGGAUGUUGUUCUGCUGGAAGUGCUUUUCCACCUGGUUAAAGGUGUCAACGUGGAGAAAUUGUUCAUGCACGAGGAUCAGAGAAAGGUAAAACGGUCAGAGGAACUCGGCGAUCUCCUGCGCAAAGAAUCACAGGUACGACGAGAAUACGCAAAGAACGCCCCAACACGGCAUGGACGAUUCGGCACAAUGAUUUGGGUCAAGCGAGAUGAAGGGAAGGUGUCCACGGUCUCCGGGCAAGAUGUUCUUCGGGACAACCAAACAACCCUGAACAAAAUGGACCAGAGCAAGAAGUGGAACAAGCCUCGACCACGUCGGAGACAAGAAGAUACGGCACCAACCAAUAAUUUCAACAUGCCAACGCAUCUCACGUCUCUAGCCUCGAAGAACCUGAGGACAUUUGUGGAGGAAUUCCUGGAUUCGGGGUUCAACCCUUUGUUCACUCAUGUACGAAAAGCAAUUGAGCGCGAAGCGGAGCGUGUCCUUGAGACCAACUCGCGCCAGUUCUUUUAUACGGUUGCCUGGUUCCUCGAAGCAGAGCGUAUGCGACGCGCCCGCCAACAAAGACAGCAUACGCAAAGCGAGGAUUCUGCCAAACAGACAGAGCCUGACAGCUAUGGUCUUGUUGCCGGCGUACUCAACCAGGAGACCUUCAUUACUCUGAACCGGGCGAUGCAGAGCAGUUUCGACAACAAGGAAUGGGAAGAUCUCAACGCACAGAUGCGCUGCUUCACGCAGAUUCUAUUGACGGUCCAGGAAAUGGCCGUUUCGCCCCUCGAAGAAGACCAUGAGAUUGCCGAGAAUAUUCAAAAUCGAAUUUUCUACGAAGAGACGACCCAUGACCGGAUCCUGGCUAUCGUGCGCGGGUACAAAGACCAGGGAUUUGGAUACCUGGAUGCAUGCACCGAGCUUGCACAUGUCUUUCUGCGAAUGCUGGAACGCUAUUCCAAAGAAAAUACCGAUAUGCAAGUGCGGUCACGUCGAAAGGCUACACGCAAGAAGAAGGCCGAUAAAACCGCGGAAGAGGGCGGCAUGGAAAAUGAUGACGAGGGUGCCUCUGAAGAUGAAGACAUGGAGGACGCGGCCCAAGUUAUCAAAGAGCGCGCUUUCGAUUUCAAGCGCUUCGCCGCGAAGUUUUGCAACCAGAAAUGCGUGGAUACGUUUGUCGCGUUCACUACAUAUUACCGGGAGUUGAGCUCAGAGCAGCUCAAGCGUGCCCAUCGCUACUUCUAUCGCACUGCAUUCAAACAGGAGAUGAGUGUCCUGUUGUUUCGACUAGACAUUAUCAAUCUAUUCUACAGGAUGAUCAAGGGUCCCGGGGGGAUGGAUUCCAGCAAACCGAUUUUCAAAGAAUGGGAGGAGCUGGUCCAGCAGCUCCUGCGACGACUAACCAAGAGACUGGAUCAACGUCCUGCUUUGAUCACCGAGUUGCUUUUCAGUAAGAUCAACGCCACUGCCUAUUACCUAGAGUACGGCCACGAACGACAGACUUUGUCUACUGCCAAACGCCCACCCGCAGAGCUUGAGAUCACUUCCAAGGAGGCCACUACAAAAGAAGCCAAACUGGGCCUUGUUGUUGGUGCCCUUGUGCUCGACGGACGGGCUGAUUUGGUUAAAUGGGUGGUUGACGUUCUUGGCUCGGCGGCAUCGGAGAGAGAGGCUUGGGAAGCCCAAGAAGAAGCCAAGAGGGCAGAAUCUUCCGAGGCGAUCAGUAUUCCCCAUCCGAUGAUUCCAGCCGUCAAAACCCGAGAUGAUUUCUGCAAGAACGCCAUGUUCGCAAAUGCGAAGCUUCGUCUUCUCAUGACUGUAGUCGGGUUUGAACGACUCGGCGUGGAAGAUGUGCCCGGUGCUUCCUGGGUCGUUCCUUCGGCCAUGACAGCCACGGAUCUGCACGAAAUUAUUUCCGGGGUGAACAAGGCUCUGGUGAGCCCAGUAUCAGAAGAAAACGAUCCUCGUGAGCAGCUUCGCCGCAAGCCCACUGGAAGCGCGCGUGAUAGUUUGACGCUGCAGUCAAAUGUCAAUGUCAAUUUUGGGUCAGAAUCUGAAGGCGAAGACGAAGUUCCGGAUGGUUUCUUAUUCCCUCCGAACCCGCGAUCCAAGUCCAAUGCGCUCGACGAAUUGAAGAAGAAGCGCAAGAAGAAGCGAAAGAGUGACGCCGAAGAGGAACCCCUAGACGAUGAGAUUCUGGAGGAGCGUCGUCAGGCUCGUCUUACGAAUACCCUGGCCCGCCAGGCAAAGAUCAAGAGCGAUCUGUUCAUUCAUGCCAGUGACGAGGAAAGCGAUGAGGAGGCCGAUAAGGAGUUCUUCCGCCUGGAAGCCGAGCGGCGCAAGAAGCAGGCCGAAAAUGUCAAAAAGGCUAUGCUUACCGGGGAGAUGGAAGCCGCUCAAGGCAAGAAGAAAGUCUCACGCAAACGAAAGAGCGAGACUGGCGCUGCAGAAGCCAAACGAGCGCGUCGCAAGUCCGCUGAAAGUGAUGUCGAUAGCGAUGGAGAUGACGAUAUUCUGAUGGCGGAUUUGGAUGACCAGUCGCCUCGCUCGCAGCAAGAAGUCUCUACUAGCCAUGGAGCUCUGGACGAGGACACCCCUCUUACAUCGGCCGAGGACGAUCUCUACUUCGACGAUGAUCUCGCUUUCAGCCGAGAUAAACCCGUCAGCGCGGCCAUGGAUGUUGACGACGACGACGAAGAUACCCCGGUGGUUCCGUCACGGCGGCGGAUGCGAGGAGGAUUUGUUCUUGAGAGCGAUUCGGACUGA
Molecule: messenger RNA, 3477 nt
Organism: Penicillium riverlandense
Lineage: Eukaryota; Fungi; Ascomycota; Eurotiomycetes; Eurotiales; Aspergillaceae
Gene: tof1
Product: putative DNA repair protein (Tof1)
Exons: 4
Coding region: 1-3477 (1158 amino acids)
Biological process (GO): DNA repair; DNA replication checkpoint signaling; replication fork arrest
Cellular component (GO): replication fork protection complex
Molecular function (GO): DNA binding
Source: RefSeq, a predicted model, not a curated record